GCCACGGGAAGGCUCAAUAAAGGGCGCUAGUGUACGUCAAGUGUCACAGCCGUUGCUUGUCUCCUCAGUAUUGUAAUUUAAAUCGGUGAUUUAAUUAAGAAUAACGUAUUUUUUUUCUAGAAUUUGUGAAACAUUAAGCAAUAAUGACCGACAAGAAAGCAUACCCGGUGACACCUCAUCCACCAACAGGUUUUGUCCCUGCGCCGGCACAGCCUGCUACCUACGGUAGUACACUUGCAGGUGCCGCACCGUAUGGAGUAUUUCCUAAUCAACCACAACUUUAUGCAGCGCAAGGACCACCGCCGCCGACGUAUGAUCAAACUCUUACUCAUCCGAUGAUGUAUCAACCAAUGUAUGGUCAAGGAUACCCAGGAUACUUAACGGGUUAUCCUGCAUAUGGACCAUUGCAAUAUUACCCACCAUUAGCUGCAGCUGCAGCAUAUUACCCUGCAGCAGCAAUGCAGCCUCCAGUUAGGCCCCCUACACUUGUGAUGCCUAAUGGAUUCGAUGCUACUAAUCGAUUUGAUAGUAUCUCACAACCUGUCUUGCCACCACCCCCAACAGUUCCAAAUGCCGCCCAACUAGCUGCAAUGGCGAGUCACAGCGUGGCUAUAUCGCAAAAGAAAAAUUUCCUAGGAGGGGGAACAGAAGGCGGUUACACCUUUUGGUAAACCAUUAAACCUUUUGUGAAACACUAAGUCUAACAAAGGCAUUGUUGUCGAGAUGAUCCAUGUAGGCAAAUCUGAUUUAUGUUAGAAUUCUACUAUUUUCACAUUGGGAGCAGCUAUUAAUUAGUAUAUCUUGUGCGUGGACCGAUCGCAAAAAUAGCACUUUCUAAUUCGCUAAUAUUCUAAAAGUGCUUAGUAUAUUUUCUGUUAGCUCGUUAGUUUUUUCUUGUCACAGAUUUAUAUGUGAUGUAUAGUUAUCGGUGCACAAUGUGACUUUCAAAUUUUAGCUAUCGGUCGGCGCAUACAACAUACUAUGAGAUUUAAGAAAAACAUUAAGAAGGGAAGACUCGUGCGGCACCAGUUAUAUAAUUGAAAAAAAAAAAAAAAAAAAAAAAAAAAGCAGCUAUUUGAAAUAACUCGAAAAGAAACCAAAAGCACAUUUUGUAAACUAAUGAUGCGUAAAAGUGAAGUUGUAGGUCUUCGAUUAUAUUUCGUUAUCUCUUGAUGGUAACGACCAAAUGACAAAUGAUCCCUCGACGUACUUAAAGUAAAAUUUAAGAAGAUGAUGGUUAUUUAAAAAUACAAGAUAUUAUUUUAAAUUACUCGAUUGUCACACGACGUUAAGUUGCAUUAAUAUAACAGAAUCCGUACGUUUAACAUUACGAAUGCUAUAAAAUUCUUUUUGAAAAUGGUAAAUUUCAAUUAUGUGAUCUAAAAAAUGUUUUAUCUUUUCGUAUUUAACGCAGUUAACGAUACAUUUCAAAACGCACGAGAUGUUCCAUUUUUAUUUUAUAAAAGGGAUGUUAAACGCGAGCGAGAGUAGGGAACACGGUGUUGUUCUUCUUUUUAGAGUUAGCGGGUGAAUACAUGCACUAGUGGAUGCGAGUUGUCUCAUUCGCCUACAGGGAUCGAUAUUCAAAGUGUGUUCUAAGCCUUUUUUUAAGCGCGACUUGGUUUUCUGCAAAGUAAACCGAAGAGCAAAGGGGUUGCUCGCGUUAUUUCUGUUACUUUCUAGACGACUAUAUUUUUUUUCGAUAUUUUUUUCCUUUGGAGCUUUUAAUGCUCCAAUGAAGUUUCUUUUCCAACGUGAAAAAAGGUCAUCAUAGCCCCAACGUUUAGGAAAAAAAGAACAUGUUCGUGAUAGGAGCCUGAGGAAUGCGUGAGAGUCAUUCGUCGUAGUUGAUGAGGUUAUUUGCUGCGCAUUAUAAUUGUAAUUUAGCGAACAAUUAGUAGUACAUAGGAAAUUUUUAUUAUUCUUUUUUUUGAUAAAAAUUUUAGUGAAGGUGGUAGAGAAAGAAAUGUUUAAAAUGGUUCCUUUUUCACGUCAUUAAAAUCAUUAUGUAAUUUUGACGCAUUUUAUGAUUAUAAAAUAUGUAUAAGCGAUGUUCAAGGCUCGAGUGCCAAACGACAAAGUUCAAAAUUAUAAAAUAUACCGAAGAUUCUCACGUAUUCAAUCGACUUCAAAGAUACUUACCUACUCUACCUAAAAGUACGCACUCUCUUCUUUAAAAUCAGUAGUUUUUCUUCCUAGUUGUUUGAUGUUUCUUUUUUAAAUGCAGAUUAGCUAGGUCGGCUAACAAAGUUAUUAUUUAAUUGAAAUGAAAGGCUUGCCCGCGGCGUUCGAAUUUCUAUAAGCGGGUUAAAAUUGUGCUUUGAUUGAAACAGUUACCAUGUAGUGACUGAAAUUCCCCAAUAAACGUUAUUUUGCCUUUUCAAUAAGCACCUGUGUAACUAUUCGAACUGAUCGAUGUGUAAUAUCCAAAAAAUAGUAUAUAAGUACGUCCUCUCCGUAAGCAUUGUAAGCAUUAUCCAAGUUUUCUUUGUUCGUGUCAAGUUGCAUAGUAACUAUGUGGGAACUGAAUUCGACCAAAGCUCACGAAGGAAACAAAUAGUUGACUCAAUUUCAAAGUACAAAUUGAAUAUCCAUGUAAGUAGAGGGAAAGUUCGUAACGACGGGGUCAAGCCUUAUGUCAGCCAUAUUAGGCGAUGUUGCGGUAAUGAUACGGUAAGCAACGCAGCGAGUUCGUAAUGCCUAUAAUUUAAUAUACAGUGCAGAAUGUUGUUAACAACUACAUACUAUUUUCUGAGAAACUUGAGAUCUAUUUCAAAGAACGAAGAGACACACAGAAAUCUUGAAGAUUGUGAAAAAUGAAUAACUAGUUGCACACAGCUACGAAAACGACUGUUUUGCUCCGCGAUCAUAGGCAUAUAGUACGGUGAACCUGCUGAUAGGAUACUUGAAAUGUUCCAUUCUGCAGGUGCACAAUUAAACACGAUAUUAAUUAAGCAAUGAAGAUCGAAGAAACUAAUUUACAAUCGGUGAUAGCUUAGGAUAGGACCAAGAAACGCAGUUCUAUUUAGAAUUUUUCGAAUAGGUGUUCCGGCAAACUUGACCAGUACUCUAAUAUGUUUCGCAUUGGGCUUUAAUGAGGAUGGGUAUUUUCAAAUACCUAUCUGUGAUGUAAACAAAAGCAACUUUUUGCUCUUUAAUUGAGAUUAAAAUAAGUUACAAUUUAAUUAACGGUGAAUCAAAGUGAUUUCUAUUCUGCUUUGAGAAUUCUAUUAGUUAAAUUUUUAUGAAUCAAGUUUAUCGUAUGGAGAAAAUUAUGUAUCGGUUUCAAAAACGAAAUUCAUCCAACGUUUCCAAUUUUUGCACCGUUAAAAAAAGCAGGAACUUCCUAAAAAAAUUAACUACUGUUCUUUGUAUUUUGUGAUAUCUGAUUACCUCAAAAUCUAAAGCAGAAUAUGUAGGUACUUGUCUUGUUUUGUACCAUCGUCGAAUUUAAUUGAGUUUCUACGAAAAGAAAAGAAGAAAAAGAGGAUAAUGCGCGAACGAUUGGAAUUCAAAUUUUCAUAAGGGCGAAACGCACUGGCCAAAUUUGUUGCCACAGCGCCAUAACUUACAUUCACCUUGUACCUUCAAUUCUUUUUCUACCAGAUGUACCUACAGUUAUUCACAUAUGACCAGCGUUUGAUAAAGAAGCGCGUAAUCUCAAUCUUAUUAAAAGAAAAAAAAAUCUAGUCCGAAGAGUCUGACUGAUUGGGAUACAAAAUGUUACAUAGACCUUUUUUCUCAAUCCGUGCGACGCCAGGUGCGAAAUAAAUACCGCAGCAUUCACUUAUACCUCGAGACAUCUGAGAAAAUUGACAUUUUCCAAAACAAAAAAAAACACUCAUGCCAUUCCAUUUGACGACAUUGAGUCAUAAUCGACACAUGUACGAGUCGCAUUUAGGAAUUUGAGACGCGUAUUAAAAAAAAAAAAAGAAAAAAAAAUAUAAAAAAAGACAAAAAAAGGUGAUAAGCGAGAAGUUGUGUCGUUACUUGAAAUGUAAUCACUCUCGUCGAAUUUUUGCGAGUUUGCAUAUCAGCAAAGGGCUGUUUAUUGCAAAAAAAUGAGGCACUUCGCUCAUACCUUACAUUGCACAAGAAGUGCACUGAGCCACCUUAAUCUUUGCAGCUAUGAUAAGAAUUGAAUGUUACAAUGAUUCAGAAAGAAAAACGAAAGAAAAUGAAUACUAAGCCCAAUGGCUAAUUUUAUAGGAACUUGUACACGUGAAGAAACAAUUGAAUUAUGUUGUGUUGAUAUUUAUAUUUAAAUUAUUAUUAUUUAAACAAUUUAUUCGCAGAUUACCUACAGUUUAGAACAAAAUUUACGCAACACAUUUUGACCGAUUAUUUUGUAUUUUGAGCGAGAGUGGUGUAAAGGUUUUAUAUCAUGAAAAAAGUGUGCAAUAAGCGUAAUGUCUAUUGUAACAAUAAAGAAAUGAUAUUAAUUGCAACACAGAAUUUGUUAUUACGUUUAACAAAAUAGAAAGGCUGGGAGGGAGAGGGAGAGAGAGUGAAAGCGAGUGAGAGAAAAGAAUAAAAAGAGAAAUGAAAAUGUACCACUGCAAUCAUCAAGUGUAUUAAUUAAUAAAUACAAUAAUCAUAAAAUUCA
Molecule: messenger RNA, 4606 nt
Organism: Bombus pascuorum
Lineage: Eukaryota; Metazoa; Arthropoda; Insecta; Hymenoptera; Apidae
Product: DAZ-associated protein 2-like
Exons: 5
Coding region: 144-671 (175 amino acids)
Source: RefSeq, a predicted model, not a curated record